UUCGUCUGGCUUUGCGACUGCAGUACUUGACGGCAGUGGUGUGUUCACCGCCCCUUCCCCCCCACCGGCGUUGUCGGGGUAACGGCGAGCGUGUGGGCUCGUUGAAGAUGAGGAAACCACAGCACAGGAAGAUUAAAUAACCUUUACCUGCAAUUACACAGCUAGGAAGUAGUGAAGCCAAUUCCUGUCCUGGCACUCUGGCUCUAGAGUUCCUUCUCAUAGCCACUUGCAUUUGGAGUACAUAAAAGACCCUUAACUGGGAACUGCUGUUGCCAUUGUUAUUCAUCAACUUUACCUUAAAAACUGGAAGAUGUUUGCCAUCCCCAGCACCUCUGACAUUAGGAGCCCCUGUUGCACUUGAAAAAUGGCGGAAGCAGUUUUCCACGCCCCAAAGAGGAAAAGAAGAGUGUAUGAGAAUUAUGAGUCUCCCCUUCCAAUCCCUUUUGGUCAGAACUGUGGACCUAAGAAAGACUUCAAAAUGUUCCGCGCAGAAAUGAUAAACAACAAUGUCAUUGUGAAGAACGCAGAAGAUAUUGAGCAUCUGUAUGGGAGAGGUUAUUUUGGAAAAGGAAUCCUGUCUAGAAGCCGUCCAAACUUCACAAUUUCAGAUCCUAAGCUGGUUGCUAAAUACAAAGAUAUGAAGACAGAUAUGCCUAUAAUCACGUCAAAGAAGUAUCAGCGUAGUGUAGAAUGGGCCACAAAGCUCAUGCAAAGACAGGUUCAGGAUGAGAGUACAGUGCGUAGAAUCCUUGAAGAUUACACAAAACCACUUGAGCGUCAUUACAUCAAACGGAAUGAAGACAUCCCAUUGCCUGAUGAGCCGAAUUCUGAAAUAGUUUCCAGAAUGGAAGCCACCAUGGAUAAAGAGACACCUUCUGUGAUGAACGGGGACUCGGGAGAGUCAGAUGAUACUGAGGAUCCCAGCGAGCAAUCAGGCUGCCUCCGGGAAGGCUCUGGGCAUGCCCCACUACCUGCAAACAGCUCGGAUGAGCACGUUUGCAGUCAGGUCACUGCAGCUCUGCCCCAAGUCCGUUGUGGCAAACAAGAUGUUCUCCUUCCCCAGGGUAGCACUCGGGACAGCAGCCAACAGGCAGGUCUCUGUGCCAGAGAGAGAGGCCCUGAUGACGAGUAUGUGCUGGUGGAGGAAGUUGUGCAUGAUGAUGUGAGCGAAAGGGAAGAUGCCCCAAAUGAGGAAUUGGCACAAGAAAAGAGAUUAAUAUGCAGAAGAAAUCCAUAUAGGAUUUUUGAGUAUUUGCAACUCAGCCUAGAAGAGGCCUUCUUCCUGGUCUACGCUCUGGGAUGUCUAAGUAUUUACUAUGAGAAGGAGCCUUUAACGAUUGUGAAACUCUGGAAAGUUUUCACCAUAGUUCAGCCCACAUUCAGGACUACCUACAUGGCAUACCAUUACUUCCGAAGCAAGGGCUGGGUGCCCAAAGUAGGACUAAAGUAUGGAACAGAUUUAUUGCUCUAUCAAAAAGGACCUCCGUUUUACCAUGCAAGUUACUCUGUCAUUAUUGAGUUAGUGGAUGACCAUUUCGAGGGCCAUCUUCGCAGACCUUUCAGUUGGAAGUCGCUGGCUACCUUAAGCAGAGUUUCAGUGAAUGUCUCCAAGGAACUCAUGCUGUGCUAUUUGAUUAAACCCUCUGCCAUGACUGACAAAGAGAUGGAGUCACCAGAAUGUAUGAAAAGGAUUAAAGUUCAGGAGGUGAUUCUGAGCCGUUGGGUUUCUUCACGAGAGAGGAGUGACCAGGACGAACUUUAAAAAUUCCACCUCAUAUCUCUGUUUCCACCAACAAAUAUUUAUUGAGUCUCCUACAAUCAUCCAAGUUCAGGGUGAGGUAAAGAGUCCUUUUAUUUUAAUUGGCCGUUAAUUUAAAAGUUUUAAAGGGCAUGGUGCUCCCAGAACCAGAAAACUGUUAGUGUUUGAAAAGAUAAAAUUACACAGGAGAGAAAAACAGCCCUGGGUUGGGACUUCAGAUUCUGUCCUUGAGUCGGCACUGACUGUGACUGGCCUGGAGCUCCUGGCCUCUGGGCCUCACUCUGUCCUCAUCUGUUCCAUGAGGACAUUGAGUAGAUGAGUCACAGGAAGACUCAUCCAGUGACAGGGAAGUUCUGUGUUACUCUGAUUUUACCUGAAAACGGUGCUAGUUUACAUGGAUGUGGCACUCUACAGUUUUCAAAGCAGCACUUUUAUACACAGGCAUCUCUCGUUACCCACGCCCAGCUGGCUCCUAAAAGAGUGCCAGAAGCAGCUUUGGGGACUGCUGGACCCUGUGUCCCUGUAUUGUAAAUGGAAAACAACACGUCUCUGCUUGUUCAAGAACUCCAACCAAUUACUCAAGAACAUAAAAAUCCAUUUAAUGUUUAACAAGAAUUUCUGAAUCAUAGAAAGCAUUUAAAACAAUCACCUAAUUAUUUGUCAUUGAGCUAAGUGGUAGGCAUGUUGGUGUAGAAUAUACAAUAUUAUGCAGUAUUAGAUAAAAAUUGCAUCUUGCUUCAGUGUACUUGUUAUGAAGUAAAAAUAGGUGGUGAAAUAAUGUACAAAGAUACAUAAUGAGUGCAGUUAAUAUUUAGGAAACACAAUAAACAAAGCCUUUUCUUAACUGAUUAGAUUCCAGUGAAGUGUUGCCUGAGGCCUGGUAUUUGGAGGCAAAAAGAAGGAAAUGGACAGAGGGUGUGGGGGUGAGGUGAGCAAGCGAAAGGGAGCCAGAGUAGGAGUGAGGGGACACACGUCUGAGACUCAUCCACUGUCCGAAUUCAAGACACUGGCAGACAGUCUUCCUGGCACGAAGUAUUCCAGAAGUAGGUGGUUAAGAUUCAUCUUUGGAAGCUGAGAUGAAAUAGAAACAACAAAAAAUAAAUGGGUACUCGUUCGCGCUUCUUUGCAUGA
Molecule: messenger RNA, 2890 nt
Organism: Artibeus jamaicensis (Jamaican fruit-eating bat)
Lineage: Eukaryota; Metazoa; Chordata; Mammalia; Chiroptera; Phyllostomidae
Gene: TSEN2
Product: tRNA splicing endonuclease subunit 2
Exons: 13
Coding region: 365-1762 (465 amino acids)
Biological process (GO): tRNA-type intron splice site recognition and cleavage; tRNA splicing, via endonucleolytic cleavage and ligation
Cellular component (GO): tRNA-intron endonuclease complex
Molecular function (GO): tRNA-intron lyase activity; nucleic acid binding
Source: RefSeq, a predicted model, not a curated record